Penicillium brasilianum is the source of this 1712-nucleotide messenger RNA. The record is from the annotation of a GenBank genome assembly. NCBI's taxonomy places the organism in Eukaryota, Fungi, Ascomycota, Eurotiomycetes, Eurotiales, Aspergillaceae.
CCCAAGUUGAACCCCUCCUUCUCUCCACCGGCGCGCGAACCGCUGUCGCAGAUGGGCGGCUUCGCAGUGUUGGUGAGUGGUGGAUGAUGGAGAAAUGGAGAAAUAAAAAUUAAGGAGACCCAGGAAGUCAUGGGAGGCUGUGGAAUGUACCGUCUUUUCCAGGUGGGCGCUUUCCCACCGACCUUCAUCUUCUCUUCUAUCAGUAUAUACCAUUUUUACUUCUCGACAAUCCUCGGCGGCCAACCCUAAAAUUCCAAGAGAGCUAAAAUCACCGACACGAUCUAAAGGGAAUACGGGCUCAUGAAAGCCACCCGUACUCAUCCACGCCCCAUUGAAAAAGUACCCAUUUCCCAAUUCCGGCCCCCAGUCGUCCUUUGAUCCUUGCGUGAUCCUGGUUUCUUUGAUUGUAGUCUGCUACAAGGGUUUGCCUGGAGAUUUUUCCAAGGCCCCAACUUUCAACUUCUCAACUUACCGACUCCUCUCCAAUGGACAUGAAUUUGGAUAGUCUUAAGCGAGAACCAAGACAGUUGCCAUGGGAGGAAGAUGCAUCCAUCGUUAACUCAGAACUCUCCGGGGCAGACGGAAACCCGACAUCGGUGGCUACGGAGACUUCACAGAUGGCAGCAGGUCAAAGUCGGGCAGCAGAUCCUGCUUCAUUGUCUGAAGGAUGGCUGGAAAGUUCGACUGGAUUUGCAUCAGUGACGCCUGCAUCAUCUACGACUACAAUCAACGGGAUAUCGACGACGCCAACCUCAACUAGCAUUGUAUCUGCGGUGUCCGAAUCAACUACAUCCAUAGAGACAUCCAUGGUUCUCUCCGGCACGGUGGUCAGUUCGACUAGUACCAGUACCCUCCAAACUGCCGCUCCCGGUGCUUACUCUGGUGGAGGCGACUCGGCCAAAACCAAACUCGCCAUCGCCAUCCCCAUCGCGAUAGUCGGUCUCCUCGGCAUCCUAGCCCUGCUAUUCUUCUUUAUCCGUCACCGAAAGCGUCGUCAUGCCCCUCCACGAUACGAAAUGAGCGGCUCCGAAACACCGGGUGUCUCAACUGCCGCUCUCAUGGCUACUACGCCUAAGAUAUCCGUUGCGUCUCCAGACCCUGCGGUAGGGAAUCCGUCUCGACUACCAGUCAUCGAUGUCACUCGUAGUCAUGCUCACGACACUACACCCGGCUCUGUAUCUGCACGCCCGGACGACGAUCCACAAACGGAACUGGGGAUCGCCAUGGCAGUCUCGAUGGAUCAGCGACUCAGCGCUACAGAACAUGAUCUACGUGAUUUCAGUCGGCCGGUGUCAUCGAUUAGUCGCCGUGUUAGCAAUGGCCCGCCUAGUGCCAGGGCGGCGAGUGUACGGAUGCCAUUUGAGAAUCAGGGUAUUGAGGAUAACGAUGGGGUAUCGAUUAUUUCGGACGAGCAUGGGCAGAUAAAUAACGAGCGAGAUUUUGAUGAUAUGUCUUCUGUGUCGUCGUUUGAUGACGAUCAUCCGCAUAUUGAGAGUCAUGGGAGGUCGUUCCGAUAAGGGAUUAAGGGGACUCGGGAUGGGCCCUUUUGGAGGGGUUUUUUCUGUUUCCUUUUCUAUAUACAUAUUUGUUUGGCUGUGUUUUGAGCACUAGAGUAUUGGCGUUGUGAUGGAGGGAUGUUUAAUAACGCGGGGAUUCUUGAUAUCCAACUCAUGAAGUGUGAAUUCAUUCAUUAUUCGAACACCUAGGCUCUA